CCACCAUUUUGGCUGUAGACGGGUUAAGGGUUUAAGCGGAUUUCCCACAAAAACCAUCACCUGGUUAUGAUGCUGUGUCGUGCCCUUCGUCCCAAAAAUCUGCCUUUGCUCUUCCACAAGCCCAAAGUGAAUCCAUGUGAACUCUGGGCAGCUCCAUUUGGAUCCCUUUUCUCCACACACAUUGUCGGUGACAAGCCGAUUCUUGUUCGUGAUUUCAUUCAUUCUGCAUUAUACGAUCCGAAACAUGGGUAUUUCUCUCAAAGAUCGAAAUCGGUUGGAGUGCUUCCCAGAGCAAUUAAGUUCAAUCAGCUUGAAGGUAGGAAAGGUUAUAUGAAAUACUUGGAUAAAAUUUACAAAGAAAGUGAGGUAUCAUGGUUUACUCCUGUGGAAAUUUUUAAGCCUUGGUAUGCGCACGGGAUUGCUGAAGCCAUAAUGCGUACUGCUAACUUUUCAGUUCCCCUAAAGAUAUAUGAAAUUGGUGGUGGAUCAGGAACUUGUGCAAAGGGAAUUAUGGAUUACAUCAUGCUGAAUGCACCGCCAAGAGUUUACAACAAUAUGACUUACAUCUCAGUUGAAGUCAGUCCCUCGCUGGCUGAGAUACAAAGAGAAACUGUUGGAGAAGUCCAUAGUCACUUAUCAAAGUUUCGAGUAGAAUGUCGUGAUGCUACUGACCGGAGUGGAUGGGGAGAUGUGGAGCAACAACCAUGUUGGGUAAUAAUGCUUGAGGUACUUGAUAAUCUUCCGCAUGAUCUUAUCUACUCAGAAAAUCAAGUUUCCCCAUGGAUGGAAGUAUGGGUAGAGAAGCUACAGGAUAGGGAAACACUGUCUGAAUUGUAUAAGCCAUUGCAAGACUCACUAAUUAAACGAUGUGUUGAGAUCAUCGAUUUGGACAAAAAACAUGAUUUUCAAAGCAGUGCAAUACUAAAAGCAAAAAGCGUUUGGUCUAAAGUCUUUCCAAAGCCUCAAAGAUGUUGGCUGCCAACUGGUUGCUUGAAACUGCUUGAAGUUUUGCAUGAGGUGCUACCAAAGAUGUCUUUAAUCGCUUCAGACUUUAGUUACCUACCUGAUGUAAGAAUACUUGGUGAAAGAGCUCCAUUGGUUUCAACCAAGGUAUUACUGCUAACUUUUAAAGGUGACCAGCUUUUUAUGAAACUAAAGUUUAUGAUUUUGGUUUGUUUUCAGGGGGAUGCUGACAUAUUUUUCCCCACUGAAUUUUGGCUUUUGGAACGUAUUGACCAUUACUGUUCUGGAUGGCUGAAACUGCAGAAAGAUAUGUUGUCCAAGGAAGGGAAGAAGAGGCGAACAAUUACACUUGAUACGUCGUCAUUCAUGGACGAGUUUGGCUUGCCCUCGAAGACAAGAACCAAGGACGGAUACAAUCCACUUUUGGACGAUUUCAAGAAUACGAAAUUUUAUCUAAGUGUUCCAACACAUAAUACUGUAUAGAUGGUACUGGCAGCGAUUUUAUUUCCAAGAAAGCAUAUGGCUCCGAAUAUCUGGAGUUGGUAUUGUUGUUGAAGUGAUUUGUGGGCUUCUGAGCAGUAUGGCUAGUGAACCAGCAGUUCCUUUCUUACAAGCAUGAACUCAGAUUUGAUGCUGUAUCAGACAAUAAAGUUGAAUGGCUGUCUGUAAUGCUCAUAAUAGAGAUACAUAUAUGUUUGGGAACAUUGGGUAAAACGAUGAUAUUGCUAACUCUUGAAGAUGGAUGAAAUGCAACGUGGCUUUGCUAUGAAUGCUCAAGAUCAGAAGAAAUUCAAAGAUUAGGACCCAGCGAAAAAGAGGUUGCCAUGAAAGCUGAACCAUUCACUUCCCAGUUUUGUCUUGUUUUUACUUUUCUUUUCCUGUCUAUUCAUUUUAUAAAUUGUUUCAGUUCUGAGAGGAAGAGCUCAUAUGGUUAUGUCUCACCAUGCAUUUGAAGUUUUAAACAGCUUAUGAAAAAUAACUUGUUAGUAGAAUCAAUCCAAAAUUGUCAGCUUUCAGAUUAUGAAAUAACUUAUUACUCCAAAGUUA
Prunus avium (sweet cherry) is the source of this 2010-nucleotide messenger RNA. NCBI's taxonomy places the organism in Eukaryota, Viridiplantae, Streptophyta, Magnoliopsida, Rosales, Rosaceae. The record is from RefSeq and is a predicted model, not a curated record.